AAUAGGAGGCAGUUGCAGCCUCACAGAGGCUUUCACACACAUUCCCGGACCCCCUUGCACCCCACAAGGACGCCUGUGAGCUUUCCAUCGCUCCCUCCCACUCCCGGCCAAGUUGCAGCCUCACAAAGACUCCAUCUCGCCCAGAGAUUCACCCAGGCUCACACUCACUGUCGGUCGCUGCUCUGUUCCCUCUCCAUGGCAUCCCAAGCAGCUGUGCUACUGGCCCUCAGCCUGCUGCUCCUCUGGACCUCCCCUGCUCUGGGUGGUGCCAAUGAUGCUGAAGACUGCUGCCUUUCUGUAACCCAGCGUCCCAUCCCUGGGAAUAUCGUGCGAGCCUUUCACUACCUCCUCAUCAAGGAUGGCUGUAGACUGCCUGCCGUUGUGUUCACCACACUGAAGGGUCGCCAGCUCUGUGCACCCCCCGACCAGCCCUGGGUGGACCGCAUCAUCCGGAGACUGCAGAAGAACUCUGCAAAGAACAAGGGCCACAGCAGUUAGCCCAUGACAGCCCUGGAGGGAGUGGUGUGUAUGAGAGAAGGGAUGUGAAUCACUGCAGCCCUGGGGAACCAAGGAUGAGAAGGGAAACCAGGCCUCCAGCAACUCUGCACCAGACCUGACACAGCAGGCUCAAGGGCCUGGAGUGUCAAUUUGAGUGUGAGUGUGAGCAGGGGUGAGUGUGGCAGGAGCACAGCUUCUCCGCACUCAGAUUGCAGUGCUUCCAAUAAAGCCCAACUGGUACCCACAGA
This is a messenger RNA of Nyctereutes procyonoides (raccoon dog), 746 nucleotides long. It is a transcript of the gene CCL19, whose product is annotated as C-C motif chemokine ligand 19. The transcript has 4 exons. NCBI's taxonomy places the organism in Eukaryota, Metazoa, Chordata, Mammalia, Carnivora, Canidae. Gene Ontology annotation, biological process: cellular response to interleukin-1; monocyte chemotaxis; cellular response to type II interferon. The coding region runs from base 196 to 498 and encodes 100 amino acids. Gene Ontology annotation, cellular component: extracellular region. Gene Ontology annotation, molecular function: chemokine activity; CCR chemokine receptor binding. The record is from RefSeq and is a predicted model, not a curated record.